AUGGCGUUACGUGAUGGCCUGGUCGCCUUAACCUCCCUGCUUUCCAUUGUCGCCGCGCAGACGACCAUCUCCACCGACAACUUCCAGGCCGUUCUCGCAGCCGACUCCCAGGUCCUGAGUUCCCUCAAGCCGACUUCACAGGACUCGUUCGACUUUUCUCCCGCCGACGUCUUCUCAUCCAGGAAUGGAGAUGGGAAUUACCACACCGGCGACAUCACCUUCCGGUACCGCAGUGGGACUUCUGGCAGCUGGCAGACGGGCAACAGCGCCGCCCAACGCGCCCCCGUCACUGAAACCCCCAGCAAUGGAGCACUCGCAUCAGCAAACCUGGGUCCGUCCUUGGCCGACUCAGGCGCCAGCCUGAACGUGACGCGGAGAUGGAUCGACGUGGACGGCGACCUCGGCCUCGAAUUCACCCUCACCAACGUCGCGACCGACAGCGUAGAGAUCGGAAGCCUCGGCAUGCCCGUCGAGUUCAACAACAUCUUCACCGGCCGCACCGAGACGGAUACGCGUGACAAGUGCGUCCUGCUCGACCCGUACAUCGGCCUCCACGCCGGCUACGUCCAGGCAACCCGCCUCACCGGCACCGGCCCGAACCUCGUCGUCACGCCCCUGACCGCUGACACCAAGUUCGAAGCGUGGCGAUUCCUCCCGGAGACCAGCACGGAGCCGCUCUACUACCAGUCGCAGACGUACGAAGGCAACUACGAAUGGCAAGUGCUGACCAAGGCCUGGGCCGAGAACGAAUGGAGCGGCGUCGACCCCUGGAACGAGCCGACGUCGGCCACGCUGGAGCCAGGCACCAACAUCACCGUCGGCCUGCGCUUCUCGCUGGCCGCCUCGGCCCCGGAGAUCGAAGAGACGGUGAAGUCGUCGGGCACGCCGCUCGCCGUCGGCAUCCCGGGCUACAUUCUGCCCACCGACGUCGUGGGCCGGCUCUUCCUGCACACCAGCGACAGCGUCGAGUCCAUCACGAGCACCCCCUCCGGCGCCUUCACCUUCAGCUCACCCCGCGCCCUCGACGGCGGCGUCGUCGAGUACCAGCUCACGCCGGCGUCCAGCGCCUGGGGCCGCGUGCGCGUCAACAUCCGCUACACGAGCGGUAAGACGCAGGCGGUGCACUACCGCAUCACCAAGCCCGCGCCGCAAGCCGUCGCCGACCUGGGCAGCUUCCUGACCACCGAGCAGUGGUUCGCCGACCAGUCCGACCCCUUCGGCCGCGCCAACUCCAUCAUCACCUACGACCGCGAGGCCAACGCGCCCGUCCUCCAGGACAACCGCGCCUGGAUCGCCGGCCUCAGCGACGAGGGCGGCGCCGGCGCCUGGCUCGCCGCCGCCCUGAAGCAGGCCGUCCAGCCCGCAGCCGCCGAGGUCGCCAAGCUCGAGACCUUCGUCGCCGACGUCGUCUGGGGCACGCUGCAAGUCUCAACUCCCGGGGAUACCCAAUACGCCGUCCGCAAGAGCGUCUUCUACUACGACCCGGCGGCGCUGCCCGACUACGAGUACAGCACCGACAUCGGCUGGAACACGUGGUCGGCCUGGAACAAGGAGGCGGCGUACGCGACUGACCGCGCUUACGACUACGUGCACGUCGCGGGGCUGUACUGGGGCCUGUACCGCGCCGGCAGGGCGGCGCCCGACGCGCUGACGCGCAACUUGACCGCCCAGGACUACCUCCUGCGCGCGCAGGAGACGGUCGCGUCGAUGAUGCGGACGGGGGCUGGGGGCGGCCACAGCGUGAGUUACUGGGACGUCGGCCUGAUGGGCGAGACGGUGUUCGGACACAUCCUGGAGGACCUCAAGGCCGAGGGGCUGGCGGAGCAGGCGGGUGCGCUGGAGGCCGACAUGAAGACGCGGGCGGAGCUGUGGGCGACGCAGGAGGAUCCGUUCGGGUCCGAGAUGGCCUGGGAUAGCACCGGCCAGGAGGGCGUGUACUACUGGACGAAGUGGGUGUUCCCUCCUCUUUUUUCUUUCUUGACCUUGGCGUACUUUGGCGACACCGCCUCCGCCGACAAGACCAUCAACUCCAUCGUCGGCUACAUGCCCACCGUCGCCCACUGGGGCUGGAACGGCAACGCCCGUCGGUACUGGGACUUCAUCUACGGCGGCAAACUCCAACGCCUAGAACGCCAAAUCCACCACUACGGCUCAGGCCUCAACUCCCUCCCUCUCCUCUCCCACUACCGCUCCUCCCCGGCAGCCAGCGACUCCUCAUCCUUCUACCUCCUCCGCGUCGGCCAUGCCGGCAACCAAGCCGCCCUCUCCAACAUCGACGCCGACGGCUUCGCCGCCGCGGCUUUCCACUCGUGGCCCGACACGCUGCGCUGGGACGCGUACAGCGGCGACUACGGGCCCAACUUCCUCGGCCACGCCCUCGGCGGCGCGACGUUCCUGGCGCAGCGCCACGCCGUCUACGGCUGGACGGCGUUUGGUGGGAAUCUCGUCGCUGAGGGCGAGGGAGACGCCGAGACGGUGACGGUGACGCCGAAGGAUUCGGGGCGGAGGAGGGUGUACGUCGCGCCGUUGGGCGUGUACGUGCAGGUGGAUGCGGGUGUGGUGGAGGAGUUUAGGUAUAGUCCUGCGGCGAAGAAGCUGGUGGUGGGUGUCAAGGGGGAUGGUGGAUAUGGUGAGGUGGCGAGUAAGGCGAUUUUGACGUUGGAGCAGAAUGCGGAAGUGGAGGGGGUGGGCGCGGUGAAUGUCACGACUGAGGGGUUGGAGAGAGCGAAGGGUGGGUGGGUGCUGGAUCUGAGCGAUGGGGAGGUGCAUGAGGUGGAGUUUGGGGUUGCGGGUUGA
Lasiodiplodia theobromae is the source of this 2796-nucleotide messenger RNA. Its product is annotated as Glycoside hydrolase family 43. The record is from RefSeq and is a predicted model, not a curated record. Bases 1 to 2796 code for a protein of 931 amino acids. The transcript has 3 exons. Lineage: Eukaryota; Fungi; Ascomycota; Dothideomycetes; Botryosphaeriales; Botryosphaeriaceae.